AUGGCCGACGGUAACGUGAGCCAUGUUGGCGACACAGAGCAUGACCCAAAAGGUGUAUCUGGUCAUCAUUUAGAGCACGGUGUCUCCGCUGACAACCAUGUCGACAUUAAUACCAAUCUGGAAGCCAAAAUCAAGAAUCCCCUGAAGGGGGUUUCUCGUGCUCAGCUGAUGCGCGAUGUCGAGGCUUUUGCCCACGAAAAGGGCUUGGUUGAGCACAUUCCAUUGUUGCGCAAGGGUGCGCUUGUCGCGCAGGAUCCCAGUGGCUACGAGAAUAUCGAUGGCCCCGAAGCACUCGAUGAAACGGAGAAGAAAGCCCUCUACGAUGAAGUUGCACACAGAUGGCGCAUGCCCUGGAGACUCUUUCUGACUAUUGCCACAUGUUCAAUCGGUGCCGCUGUGCAGGGUUGGGACCAGACCGGAUCCAACGGUGCCAACAUCUUCUUCCCAAAAGAGUACGGCAUCGAUGGCGAGGAUGCUCGCUCACGACUGAUCCUUGGACUUGUCAACGCGGGACCCUAUAUUGGUAGCGCAUUGUGUGGUUGUUGGCUCUCAGAUCCUAUUAACAACUGGUUUGGCCGACGUGGUGUCAUCUUCUUUUCAGCGCACUUCUGCAUCUGGCCCGUCAUCGGUUCUGCCUUCUGUCACAACUGGGAACAACAGCUUGCUUGCCGCCUGCUCAUGGGUAUUGGUAUGGGCGUCAAAGCAUCGACUGUUCCUGUUUAUGCUGCUGAAAAUGCACCCGCCGCUGUCCGAGGUGCUCUCGUCAUGUCUUGGCAAAUGUGGACUGCGUUCGGUAUCCUGCUAGGGACUGCCAUCAAUCUUGCAGUCUACAAUGCGCCCAACAAUUGGCGUCUGAUGUUGGGAGCGCCCUUUAUUCCAGCAGUCCCUCUACUUUGCCUCAUCUACUUCUGUCCAGAGUCGCCCAGAUGGCUCAUGAAAAAAGGACGAUAUGCUCAGGCUUGGAAAUCGCUAUUGGUCCUCCGUAACAACAAAAUCCAGGUCGCGCGGGACAUCUACUAUAUCCACGCACAAUUGUCCAUUGAGAUGGAACUAUCCAAAGGAACCAACUACGCCAAGCGCUUUCAGAUGUGCGGUAUCAACAUCAUCGCCUUCUACUCUACCACCAUUUUCAAGGACGCAGGAUACGACGAUUACAGAGCACUUAUUGCUUCUCUCGGCUUCGGUCUAGUCAAUUUCGUCUUCGCGUUCCCAGCCUUCUGGACUAUCGAUACCUUCGGGCGAAGAUCGCUACUUUUGUUUACAUUCCCCCAAAUGACAUGGACGCUGCUCGCCGCCGGAUUGUGUACUCUCAUGCCGAAGACGCUGGCAGACGACAGCGCAAACACAGCAAGAACUGCUCUUGUUGCUCUUUUCGUCUACAUGUUCGGAGCAUUUUACUCGCCCGGUGAAGGCCCAGUACCAUUCACAUACUCAGCUGAGGUGUUCCCUCUAUCGCAUCGUGAGGUCGGAAUGAGUUUCGCAGUGGCAACCUGUCUGUUCUGGGCUGCCAUCCUAGGAAUGACAUUCCCAUUCCUACUGGAAGAAGCCGGAACUGCUGGAGCAUUUGGCUGUUACGCGGGCUUCAACGCGGUAGCCUUCGUCAUGAUCUUCUUCUUGGUGCCGGAGACGAAGCAACGGACUCUAGAGGAACUAGACUAUAUCUUUGCCGUUCCCAUCUACAAGUUCGCUCAUUACCAGGUUACCCAGGCUUUACCGUGGUGGUUCAAGCGAUGGGUUCUCUUCCAGCGUGGUGCCAAACUUGAACCGCUUUACCACAACGACAACGACGAUCAUGAGGUGCCGAUCCAGCAAAGAAGCCCGGCCGAUUCGGCUGACGAGAAGAGAGCGCUAUGA
Truncatella angustata is the source of this 1854-nucleotide messenger RNA. RefSeq lists its product as uncharacterized. Gene Ontology annotation, biological process: transmembrane transport. NCBI's taxonomy places the organism in Eukaryota, Fungi, Ascomycota, Sordariomycetes, Amphisphaeriales, Sporocadaceae. Bases 1 to 1854 code for a protein of 617 amino acids. Gene Ontology annotation, molecular function: myo-inositol:proton symporter activity. The record is from RefSeq and is a predicted model, not a curated record. Gene Ontology annotation, cellular component: membrane. The transcript has 7 exons.